Molecule: messenger RNA, 4878 nt
Organism: Crotalus tigris (Tiger rattlesnake)
Lineage: Eukaryota; Metazoa; Chordata; Lepidosauria; Squamata; Viperidae
Gene: GRK3
Product: G protein-coupled receptor kinase 3
Exons: 21
Coding region: 99-2165 (688 amino acids)
Biological process (GO): protein phosphorylation; regulation of signal transduction; G protein-coupled receptor signaling pathway
Molecular function (GO): ATP binding; G protein-coupled receptor kinase activity; G protein-coupled receptor binding
Source: RefSeq, a predicted model, not a curated record
CAGGGGCGCCCCUGCUGCGGGGCCGGGCCGGGCCGGGGGCGGCGCGGGCGGUAGCCGGGCGGGCCGGCGGGGUCCCCGGGCCGGCGGGCCCCGCCAAGAUGGCAGACCUGGAGGCGGUGUUGGCGGACGUCAGCUACCUCAUGGCCAUGGAGAAGAGCCGCAGCUCUCCCGCGGCCCGGGCCAGCAAGAAGCUCACCCUGCCGGAGCCCAGCAUCCGCAGUGUGAUGCAGAAGUAUUUGAAGGAGAGGGGAGAGCUGACCUUCGACAAGGUCUUCAAUCAGAAGAUUGGAUUCCUCUUGUUCAGAGACUUUUGCCAGACCGACGUUGAGGAAGGCGUUCCGCAGCUGAAGUUUUACGAAGAGAUCAAAGAGUACGAGAAGCUGGACUCUGAGGAGGAUCGUCUCAUCAGGAGCCGCCAAAUCUACGACACCUUCAUAAUGAAGGAGCUGCUGUCCUGCUCCCACCCCUUUUCAAAACAAGCCGUCAGUCACGUGCAGACCCGCCUGGCCAAGAAGCAGGUCCCAAUCACCCUUUUCCAGCCCUACUUGGAAGAAAUCUGUGGCAGCUUGCGAGGAAGCAUUUUCCAGCUCUUUCUGGAAAGCGAUAAGUUUACAAGAUACUGCCAGUGGAAAAAUGUAGAGCUGAACAUUCACCUGACCAUGAAUGACUUCAGUGUCCAUCGGAUUAUUGGGAGAGGCGGCUUUGGAGAAGUCUACGGUUGCCGUAAAGCGGACACAGGGAAAAUGUACGCCAUGAAAUGCUUGGACAAGAAGAGGAUCAAGAUGAAGCAGGGGGAGACCUUGGCCUUGAAUGAACGCAUCAUGCUCUCCCUCGUCAGCACUGGGGACUGUCCUUUCCUUGUGUGCAUGACGUACGCCUUCCACACGCCCGGCAAGCUGUGCUUCAUUCUGGACUUGAUGAAUGGUGGAGACCUGCACUACCACCUCUCCCAGCACGGGGUCUUUUCGGAGAAGGAGAUGCGCUUCUACGCCACCGAGAUCAUCCUUGGGCUGGGACACAUGCACAGCCGCUCCGUGGUCUACCGAGACCUGAAGCCGGCCAAUAUCCUUCUGGAUGAACACGGCCAUGUGAGGAUCUCCGACCUAGGCCUGGCUUGUGAUUUCUCCAAGAAGAAGCCCCACGCCAGCGUUGGAACUCAUGGCUACAUGGCUCCGGAGGUGCUGCAGAAGGGAACGGCUUACGACAGCACGGCCGACUGGUUCUCCCUGGGCUGCAUGCUGUUCAAGCUUCUCAGAGGGCACAGCCCUUUCAGACAACACAAAACCAAAGACAAGCACGCGAUCGACCGCCUGACGCUCACUGCAAACGUGGAGCUGCCGGAUUCCUUUUCCCCUGAACUCAAGACUCUCCUGGAGGGGCUUCUCCAGCGGGACAUCACGAAGCGGCUCGGCUGCCAAGGUGGUGGUGCCCAGGAGGUCAAGGCUCACCCUUUCUUCCAAGGAAUUGAUUGGCAGCACGUUUACCUACAAAAGUAUUCACCCCCCCUGAUCCCCCCCAGGGGAGAAGUCAAUGCGGCGGAUGCUUUUGACAUUGGCUCCUUCGAUGAAGAGGACACAAAGGGCAUUAAGCUGCUGGACUGCGACCAAGAGCUGUACAAGAACUUUCCCCUGGUGAUUUCUGAGCGUUGGCAGCAGGAAGUGGCCGAAACGGUGUUUGAGGCAGUGAACACCGACACGGACAAGGUGGAGAUGCGGAAGCGAGCAAAGAACAAGCAGCUGGGCCAUGAGGAAGAUUACGCUCUGGGGAAGGACUGCAUCAUGCACGGCUACAUGCUGAAGCUGGGGAACCCCUUCCUGACGCAGUGGCAGAGGCGCUACUUCUACCUCUUCCCCAACCGGCUGGAGUGGCGAGGGGAAGGAGAGUCCCGGCAAAACCUGCUAACGAUGGAGCAGAUCCUCUCGGUGGAGGAGACUCAGGUCAAGGAUAGAAAGUGCAUCCUGCUCCGGAUCAAAGGAGGGAAGCAGUUCGUCCUGCAAUGCGAGAGCGACCCGGAGUCCCUGCAGUGGAAGAAGGAGCUGACGGAGACCUUCACGGAGGCCCAGAAGCUGCUGCGAAGGGCGCCCAAGUUCCUGAACAAGUCCCGUUCUGCGGGGGUGGAGCUCACCAAGCCCCCCCUGAGCCAUAGGAACAGCAACGGCCUGUGACGGCUCGUGGGGAGGAGGCCGGCUGCCUCCCCCCCCCCCCGCUGCUCCAGAGUGGGGUCCUGCAAAGGGCAGCGUCUGGGCAGGGGCCAGGCAGGGAGACGUGCAGGGACAGGGCUCUGGACCGAGGGAGAUGGCCGGCCUGGAGGAGCCCAGCCAUCCAGCCCUGGCAUCGGAGAGGGCUCCCGCCUGCUUCAUGUUCCGGCCUGGGGCAGGGAUGGCCCUUUGGACCUUUGGGGCUCAGUGGGGAUUCCCUGGCUGCGUCCACCCGUCCGAAGGGACCUCUGGGUCUCACUGGGGCCCUUCAUACACACGGACCAACUGAAGACAUGUUUUGUGUGGCUUCCAGUGUUGUGCUGCUGCCGCUGCUGCUGCUUUUCGGCAAAAGUAUCUCUGGACUUUGGUUCCGUCUCCCUCACCAGCUGCCCAGCCCGUCCUGCCAGCGUCUGCUGUGGGCUCUGCUCCGUUGACCUUGGGCUGGACUGGUGCAAGUAGAAGCUUGGCUGGGGAAACAUGGUGAUUGUGUGCUUGUGUGUGUGUCUGUCUGUCUGUCUGUCUGUCUGCCUCUUCUCACACAUGAGUUGCUGGGGAGAGCCACAUGGCGAAUGCUUUUGUGACUUUCCUUUUAGUGGCACUUUUAAAAAACACUUUAAACAAAUCCAGUAACUAAACGUGGAGCAUGUGAACGCUAGAAUUAGCCUGCAGGCAGCCAGGAGGCCUGGCUCAACUCUUGCGGUUUCAGGAUCGCUCCCCCUGCUAUUUCUGUCCCUCGCAGAUUGCUCUUGGGAGCCUGGGGUCUGCCAAUUCCGGUGGUCUGAAAGUCUGUGGAAAUUUGCUCUUGCAAGGGAGAGACACCCCCCCCCCAACUCUAGAACUGCAACGUGGUCUGAGGGUGAAUUGGCUUUUGUGAUGGCACCGUGCCAUCUCCUCCUUCUCCUCCUCUACUUUUGCUUGGGUUUAGUGGAACUUUGAAGCUCUAAAUCCCUCUUUACAGCUGAUGGGAUUUGGAAGCGCUUUCCAGGGCCCUCCUUGGAGGGGGGGGUCUGAGCUGCAGCGCCCUAAUUGCAGGUGUGCAUGUGCUGGUCCCCAGUAACGGAGCCACCAGCCUCCCCUGCACUUUUGUGGGGAGCGGCUGGAAAGGAAUGAGGGGCCUCCACAGUCAAGAAUUUGGCAAAAUGGCCCUAAUGCACGGUGUUUUAGCCACGUUUGGGGGGGGGGGUUUCCCCUAGAGAUUUUGUGAAGAGGAAGAUGCAAAUUGGUUGCUUUUAAGGGGCUGGAGAGAAUCAGAAAAUGUUGCCUGGCUGAGACUGGCAGGAGCUGUGUUGCUGACUACCCUCAUCUCAGGGUGGCACAGAUUAAGCUAUUGUUCAGAUUAGCCUAGAUAUUUUAGGGGUGUGUGUGUGUGUGUGUUCAUUCCAGAGGCAGCUGAAGGGCACCUGAUAGAAAUGGGAUGAAUCCUAUGUGGCUUCAGAGCUGCCACCCUCCAGACUGUCUGAGAAGUUUGUGUUUUGUGUGAAUAUUUAUUUUUUUUUAAAGGAUAAGCAAUUUCAUUUCCCCCGAUGCGUGGGGGGGGGCCUCUGGGUACAUUUAAAAGCUGAGGAGGUUGGGCAAGAAUUCCCCUUCCUUUCCUAGUUUUUGAGAUCGAGAAAAGAGUGUGGUCCAUAGCUUCUCCCUAGGCUGGAAGAGGGACUUCACAGAGGCACACUUGGUAAAUUACUAUAAUAAUACAAAUUAUUAUCAAUUUACUAAUGAUAAUUAGUAAAGGAAGCAUUUCGCUGGGACGUUUGAUUGGUGGAAGAUGGGAAGUAAGUUCUGAAAACAAAGGUUGGCAGAGUCCUUUUUAAAAUUGCCUUCCCCGUGUCUGCUUGAAAAUCCGCCCUCGUCUCUUGCCCAUCCGUAGCAAGUUGCAGCUCCUGAGGGGCUUCCGGCAAGACCAGCCCUUGGCGGGGGAUCUGGCCGUGGUGACGAUUCCACCGAUUCAGAGGAGGUGAAGGGCGCCAGGAAGAGCACACCCGUGCGGCAUCUCUUGAGGGCAAAUUGCAGUUUACCAUUCCCCCCCCCCUUCGGCAAUGCACUGCUAUGUUAGAGGUCUGUUUUAGAGCACCUUAACCAUCUUGAAUUACAAUAUAUGCAUACUCUUUUUGAACUGUGCUGUAGAGAAGAACUUCUAGCUAAAAACCGAUAAAAAUGUUGGGAUAAUAUACAUUUUUGGAGAUCUUAAGAUUAUAUUGCUUACUUUCAGUAUUACACAAAAUGGGAGAAAUAUAUUUAAAAAACACUGAAAAAUGUAUGCAUAUUUAAAAGAGCAUAAAAAUUUUUUUGUGCCUGCUGUCAUGUUCCAUGAUGUAAAUAUGUGGUUUAGCACUACUGAAUAUUAGAGCAUCUGAUAAUUUGUUAUUUUUUUAAAGUGUUAAACUAAUAAUCAAAGUUUUAUUUUGGUACAACAUUAAGUUACUUUUAUCCUCAGAAGUAGUUUAAAAAAAUCCAAGAAUUAUGUUUUAACUAAGAGGCAUUUUUACGUUAUUUAUUUUUAAGUCUGGACACCUUGGUUUACUUAAUUCCCUGUACAGUUUUUUUUCCUCAUCUUAUGUAUGUUGUUUAAGUAACGAGGAUCCUUUCCCAGUUGAAUUCAAUAAUUUUUUAUUACAGUUUUCAUAAAAUUGCUGUUCAAACCGGAUUUUCUUUGUCCGACCAUCCCCAAUAAAACAAGUUCAGA